Messenger RNA from Gracilinanus agilis (Agile Gracile Mouse Opossum), 756 nucleotides. RefSeq names its product collagen alpha-1(I) chain-like. The coding region runs from base 1 to 756 and encodes 251 amino acids. Lineage: Eukaryota; Metazoa; Chordata; Mammalia; Didelphimorphia; Didelphidae. The record is from RefSeq and is a predicted model, not a curated record. The transcript has 3 exons.
AUGGAGCCGGGUCACCCUCGCCAGCCCCGGGCCGGGCCCUGCGCAAAGGACCCGGGCGGGAACGACCCGUCUCACAGGUUCGAUCGUUGGUUGUCCUGCAGCCUGCGGCCAGCGGUGCCGAGGGUGGGGGAAGGGAGUGCGAACAGGUACUUGCCCGACCACCACUGGGCUGCCUCAGGCCGCGCCACCAGGUCCAGGACCGGAGCAGUCCGGGGAUGGGCUGGGCUGAACGCCCCCUCGGCAGAAGCUGUCUCGGUCCAGUCCGGUUCCCCUUCCCGCCCACGCUCUCCUCCACUUGCCUGGGGGCGGGGGGAAGGGGCGCCGGGAGGGUCUCCUCCACCUCCUCUUUCUCUCCACUGUUGCUGCGGCCGCGGGGCGGUCGGGUCCGGGAGAGCGGCCGAGGCGCUGGCGGACAGCUCUAGGCGGCCCCCGCCCUGGGGCUGGGAUUUCCCAGAACUCAGCAGCGGCCGCCCCGGGGCGAGCGGGCUGGCGGGCGGGCUGGCGGGGGAGGGCCCGCCCCGGGCGGAGCGAAGCGAGGGGCCCCUGGGCAGCCCGGGCUCAGUGACCUCCGAGCCCCGGCCACGCCCACCUGGCCCCAACUCCGCGGGGGAACCCCCGCAGAGAAAUCCCCCUCCUUCCCCUCCUCUGCCUGCCGGGAUUGGAGCAAAAAAGAGCUGGGGGUCUCGACAGCCGCCCCCUUCUCCCUGUCGCCCCCCCUCCCCGCAGCUCCUGGAGCCUAGUCUGCAUCCCUUCUAA